Molecule: messenger RNA, 1357 nt
Organism: Panicum virgatum (switchgrass)
Lineage: Eukaryota; Viridiplantae; Streptophyta; Magnoliopsida; Poales; Poaceae
Product: putative serpin-Z5
Exons: 3
Coding region: 353-1042 (229 amino acids)
Molecular function (GO): serine-type endopeptidase inhibitor activity
Source: RefSeq, a predicted model, not a curated record
CCCCAGCCCCACGCCCGCCGCCGCCAUGAAGCCCAUCGAAUUCGCCGUCGAAGAUGACCUCGCCGCGGUCGCUUCAGUCCUCGGACAACUCCAUGGCACACGCGCCCGCCGUCCAGGUCAGGCACAUCGCCCACGGACCCGAUGACCAGACGGAGGAGUCGGCGCUUGUGACAAUGGGCAUCAAUGGAAACACACCAGGACGGACCAUCGUCCUCGCCUCUACAACGACGCCACAGUUGGCUGGAACUCAGAGCCCAAGGCAGCUGUCAAGACGAUCAACGAGUCGGUGAAGAAGGCAACGAACGGCCUCAUCAAGGACAUCAUCUGCGAAAGUGAUGUUGUUGGCGUUGCGAUGGACAUUGUGCUCGCCAAUGCAGUCUACUUCAAGGGUGUGUGGCGGCACUCGUUCCAUCCCCACGGCACAUGGCCAGGCACGUUCUUCUGCCUUGAUUGCAGCCAUGCUGAGGCAAGCUUCAUGACUGCGUUCGGCACUAUGUGCAUCGCGUGCUUCGACGCGUUCAAGGUCCUCAAGCUCCCCUACGUGCCGUGGAGGGUGGUGAUGUUCGAAGAGGAAGAGCUUCACUGCUACGAGGCGUGCUACUCCAUGUUUGUCUUCCUCCCGGACGCGCGUGACGGCAUCACAGCCAUGGUGGACGUGGUCACCGCAGCACCGGCGUCUCUGCAGGGCAUCUUGGACCAGAUGACAGAGAGGACUGUCCGUGUCAAGCUGCCCAAGUUCGAGAUCUCCUUCAAGUGGGAUGACCUCGAGGCUGACCUCUGUCGGCUGGGGCUCUCUCUGCCAUUCUCGCCGGAGGAGGCCGACCUGCAGGGCAUGUGCGUGGCGGACGACAUCGCCGCUGAGGGGGACGAGCAGCAGCGCCGCCCUAUGUCCCUGAGCAAGGUUGCACACAUGGCGGUCGUUAAGGUGAGCGAGGCAGGCAGUGAGGGGGUCGAACUCGACAGUUACCUGCGUGGCAGGCCUGAUCUCACCCCAGACUUUGUCGAGUUCAUCGCCGACCAUCCCUUCACCUUCCUCAUCUAGGACUGGUCUGGGGUGAUCGUGUUCGCGGGGCACGUCCUGGAUCCCACCAAGUGAUCGGCGUCAGGAUUCAACAAAGCCGCAUCCAUGUAUAUAUUGGCUAAUACUCUGCAAAGUGCCUUUGUGAGGAGGUGUUGCUUGUUGCUUUUGACCUAUCAGUUAGUAGCUGUCGUGUAACAUGGUGUUUUGUAACACACGGCCUCACUGGGAUAAUUUGGUGUAACUUGAUUGCCUCGCACAACCUUCACCGUUUCGUCAGUGAUCAGAACAAGUUGUGAUGACUGAUGACUGCCUCUCUUGCGGAAUGUGUUCUACACA